AUGUAUCCUCUGGAGCCUAACUACGCCAGGUGUUGGUUCAGCGAUGACGGAAAGAAAGAACGAGUUGGAAGGACAAGUGAAGCGGAGGUCGAGAUGGCGGACCUGCAGAGAAGAGUUGAGGAGGCAGAGGAGAGGAGUUCAGCUGAGGACGCUUCUAGAGAGAGGGUGGGUAAUGCCGGUUACGCGGCUGGUAACUUUUGGAUGGACGGCGCCGAUUAUGCGCCUGGGUACCAUUACAGGGAUGGGGCUGCCGGGGGGGCGGCUACUUUUGGAGCUGGGGGAGCGGCUCAUUUUUUUAGGACACAUCGCCGCGUUGGCGUCGGGCCCUCGGACGGCAGCAGCCGUGAUGGAGGCGGCGCCGGCGGCAGGGGGUACGGCAGCAGCGGGAGCAGCAGCGUCAUCCCCGGUCGCCGCUUUGGCGCCGGGCUCUCCGAUGGACGCAGCGGCGAUGGAUGCGUCGGUGGCGGCGUCGGCGGCUUCGGCGGCGGGGGGAAUGGUAGCGGCGACAGCAGCAGCGGCGUCCCCGGUCGCCGCGUUGGCGCCAGCCACUCGGGCGGUCGCAGCGGCGGUGGCGACAGCGGCGACGGCGGCGGCGGCAGCGGUGGCGGUGAUGGAGGAGAUGGCGACGCCCGUGGCGCGCACACUAGGGCCCGCGACCGCGAUGCUCCCGACAGCAGCUUCGUGAUCUACCUCUACCGGAGCGGCCCCGACCCGCGCCGGCCCCCGCGCGCGCCACACAUGCAGACCCAGGAGCAACGUCAUCAGGUCACCCCCUCCGUCACGAGGUCAUCGGCGCGGCGCUUGGCCGCCGCUGGACCUCUGCCGGGAUCACCGGGGGUGUUCGCGAUGCUUGCGAUGGCGGAAGACUUUGACGCGCGGAUGGACGAUGAGCGGUGCUUUGGGGGUCCGGAGCUGCCGGAUGGGCCUCCGAGCGAGCGCGUGAUCCCGACGGCGUGGGCGGAGCACUCAGGCGAAGACAGUGACAUCUGUCAGCGGGAAGGGGUUGACUAUUUUGAGACUUUUUCACCGUGCCCGUCUGUUUCUAGUAUUUGCGUUCUUGCCGCAAUUGCUUGUUAUCUUGGUUGGGAUUUCGUGCACCUUGAUGCUGAGCAGGCGUUCGUUCAAUCCAAGCUGGAAGACGAUGUGCACAUUCGUUUGCCGCAAGGUUGUGGCUCUCUCGCGGGUAAAGUUGUCAAGCUUGCCCAUAGCCUGUACGGUCCGAAGCAAGCGUCCCGCAUGUGGCAUUACCAUUUUCUCCGAGCAAUGAAGCGCCUUGGGUUUGAGCAGUGUGCUGCUGAUGCUUGUGUCAUGCGUCUGAUCGCGAAUGGUGUUGUGACAAUGGUGGCUGUUGUGCACGUCGACGACAUUUUCUCGAUCGGGACCAAGAGCAGGUGUGGUCAGUUUUGCAGAGACUUGAACGCUUUCGUCCCGAUCAAGAACCUUGGGGAGCUGAGUUUGUACGCGGGUAUUCGGCUUUCUCGUGAUCGCGCGGGUGGCACGAGUACGUUGUCGUGGGAGACGUUUGCUAGGAACUUGGUUGAGAAGUUCGGUGCCACACGCAACAAGGAGACUCCCGUCGCAGUAGGCUUUAAGCUUGAGGAUUUUGACGAUGCACAGCGUGAUGUUCUUGAGCCUUUUCAGUCUUUGGUAAGACACUUGAUGUGGCUGGCGAAUCAGCCUCGCCCGAACAUCCUAAAUGCAGUGCGAGCUGUGGCGAGGUUCACGGUCGAUUUUGGUAUCACGUAUCAGCGGGGAACGGAGGGUGGUGUCUCGUUGGAGCUCUUCGUUGACUCCGAUUACUCGAGCAACGCGACGGACCGGCGGUCGGUUUCUGGUGCGGUUGUGAUGUGUGCGGGUGCGUGUGUAUCGUUUUUGUCGCGAACGCAGAAGAGCGUUACAAUUUCUUCGACCGAAGCCGAGUAUGUUGCGAUGGGCGACGGUUUCAAGGAAGCGAUUUUCUUGCGCUAUCUCUGGAGUUUUAUCUUUCCGGAUGAGCGCAUCGGGUGCACUAGAGUCAACGAGGAUAAGAUGGGGGCCCUUCAUUUGGCCAACAACCCGGUCACCACCCCCUACUCUAAGCACAUGAACAUGCGACACCAUUUCAUUCGGGAGGGGGUGGCACGCAAGCAUUUUAAGGUGGUCCACGUUGCAUCGGCUUUGCAGCACGCCGACUUUAUGACCAAAACCACUGCACAGGGCGGCAUUCUGCUUUCACCGUGA
This is a messenger RNA of Ectocarpus sp. CCAP 1310/34, 2220 nucleotides long. Lineage: Eukaryota; Phaeophyceae; Ectocarpales; Ectocarpaceae. The record is from the annotation of a GenBank genome assembly.